CUGGGAGUAUCUCUGUCUGCACACAACCUGACAAAAAUCUCAGAUCAUCUGUCCCCCCAACUUCAUCCAACUCGCUCAGCUCCCGAUCCAGCCACUCAGAGUUCAUUAUGGAGGGUCGUUGUCAAUGUGGAGCCAUCCGAUUUACGACACCACUUCCAGCACCUUACAAGAUAUACGCCUGCCACUGUACAGAAUGCCGUCAUCAGUCUUCAUCUUACUGUGGCAUAACAACCGUCUUUCCAUGGUUUGAAAUACCAGUGGUCCAUCCAGAUGGCACUGCGAGAAUCGGCACUUAUACUCGGCGAACCUCGAAAGGUAGAGAGCUGGAAUGUUUAUUCUGCUUGUCAUGUGGAUCACGACUCAUGCAUCGCACUCAUGGAGACGAAACAGUGAGCGUGAAAGGUGGCUGUCUGGAGGCUCUGACGCGGGAAAUGAUGUCGAAAGCUGCGCACAUUUGGUGUAAGGAAGCAGUGAUGGAGGUACCACCCGGCGCAGAAUGCUGGCAGGAGGACCCGGAAGAUUAGCUGUCUCCA
Messenger RNA from Aspergillus novofumigatus IBT 16806, 533 nucleotides. RefSeq names its product GFA family protein. The transcript has a single exon. The coding region runs from base 108 to 524 and encodes 138 amino acids. Gene Ontology annotation, molecular function: carbon-sulfur lyase activity. The record is from RefSeq and is a predicted model, not a curated record. NCBI's taxonomy places the organism in Eukaryota, Fungi, Ascomycota, Eurotiomycetes, Eurotiales, Aspergillaceae.